ACACAUGAAGUGCAUUUGUAUAUGUAGUGUCUAACUAGCUGAGCUAUUUAGCACAAUAUUCAUAGUCUGUUUAUAGCUGAGCUCCCAACUAUUAGCGCUACCAAGAGAGUAGCUUUGCAAGCAGUUUUAUAUAGCGGGUGAUGGCCAUUGACUACGGCAGAGUACCUGUGUGGAUGGACAACGUAUUCGAUAAUCCUCAAAGAUCACCUCAACUCUCCUUCAAAGUACGGUCAGAGGAUACUCUAGGCUCUCUGGAAGAAGUGUUCGAAGAGGAAACUAAUUUAGACACUGCUACUACCUCUACUACAGAGCAGAAUGGAUACCACAGACAGAGACUAGUUGUGAAUUCUGUUUCUGGGGAAGAUGGCUCAAGAUCUGCUUCGAGAUCCGUGUCAAGUUCGUGUGGGUCACCCGGACGACAGACACUUACCGUGUCCAAUCCUGACGUGACAGCCAAUGGAAUCUAUCUGUCAGCCCCCUCUAAGCGUAUCCACAGUGAGACGAACAUCCUCAAAGAGAGCCGUAUCAAGAAACUCAAGAGACGACUAUCGGAGGGUUUCCUGCGACUUAGUGUCAGUCCCAGCCCCAAAGACCCCUCCCCCUCCCCUCGUGAGAUCAGCCCCACCACCGCUGGGUCUGUCGAGAGACCACCUGCCAGUAAACGACGAACACAACGACCAAAAUCAUUGGCCUUUAGUCCCACAGAAGAGAUAAUCCCCACGGAAAGAACCUCUGUGUCUAGCCAACCCCCCUCGUACGCCACCAUUGGCCCCUCCCAUCCCAUCCGACCCCCUACCAAGGCAUUCGGGUCCACGGGAUCAAUACCGAGGAGGAGAUACUCUGAGGCAUCAUCUCCAUUUGGUCGCCUAGAGACAUACCAUAAGCUGGAAGCUCUGGGGGAGGGGUCGUACGCGACUGUGUACCGCGGUAUCAGUAACAUCAACGGACAGUCGGUUGCUAUGAAAGAGAUACGUCUCAACGCCGAAGAGGGGACACCAUUCACAGCCAUUAGAGAAGCCUCUCUGCUCAAAGGACUCAAGCAUGCUAAUAUUGUGACGCUGCACGACAUCGUACACACUGCCACCAAUCUAACAUUUGUCUUCGAAUGCGUGGACACGGACUUGAGUCGCUAUAUGGAGAAGCAUCCCGGACCAUUGGACCCACACAAUGUACAGCUGUUCAUGUACCAGUUGCUACGGGGACUGGCAUUCUGUCACAAGAGGAAGAUAUUGCAUAGAGACCUGAAACCACAGAACCUCCUCAUCAGCAACACUGGGGAGCUGAAACUGGCUGAUUUUGGGUUGGCCCGUGCCAAGUCAGUACCGACACAUACCUACUCUCAUGAGGUGGUCACACUCUGGUACAGACCGCCUGAUGUUCUCAUGGGCUCCAUUGAUUACUCCACACCUCUGGACAUGUGGGGUGUUGGCUGUAUAUUUGUGGAGAUGCUGACGGGGAAGCCACUGUUCCCAGGAAUCAAGGGAGUACCAGAUCAACUCAAUAAGAUAUGGGGUGUCCUAGGCACCCCCACAGAGGAGACGUGGCCGGGAGUGUCGUCCUAUCCCGAGUACAAACCAUAUCACUUCAAGAUAUGCCCGACAAGACAGCUGGAGGCAGUGUCACCAAUGCUGUCGACGUCCCUGAGAGCAGGUGACCUGGCUACUCACAUGAUCCAGUUGAUACCCUCUCGGAGGAUCUCCGCAAAUGACGCCCUUGAGCACGAGUAUUUUUCAUUGUUUCCCAAGUUUGUGAACACUAUUCCCGACAGUACCUCAAUAUACGUUGUUCCUGGUAUCACUUUCCACAGUUGAAAUUCUGCACACUCGGACUUAUUUUUAACUGCGUGUGUGUUCGUGUGUGUCUCCGCAUACUAUUAUUUUAUGUGUACCGCUCAGCGAUUCAUGAAUCAAUUUCCGACCAUAGCUAUAUUAUACUAUUCAGUGCACUUAUUUCGUCUGUUUUGUUGUCUGUGUUUUAAUAUAUAUAAUUGAGUGUUCUAAUUUGCAUAAAAUAAGGAGUAAUAAUUUUUUUUCUUGCAUACCGGA
Molecule: messenger RNA, 2045 nt
Organism: Halichondria panicea
Lineage: Eukaryota; Metazoa; Porifera; Demospongiae; Suberitida; Halichondriidae
Product: cyclin-dependent kinase 14-like
Exons: 12
Coding region: 141-1811 (556 amino acids)
Biological process (GO): protein phosphorylation
Cellular component (GO): cytosol; nucleus; cytoplasm
Molecular function (GO): cyclin-dependent protein serine/threonine kinase activity; cyclin binding; ATP binding
Source: RefSeq, a predicted model, not a curated record